Messenger RNA from Diorhabda sublineata, 5370 nucleotides. Its product is annotated as sperm flagellar protein 2-like. Bases 1 to 5370 code for a protein of 1789 amino acids. The record is from RefSeq and is a predicted model, not a curated record. Gene Ontology annotation, molecular function: protein binding. The transcript is spliced from 8 exons. NCBI's taxonomy places the organism in Eukaryota, Metazoa, Arthropoda, Insecta, Coleoptera, Chrysomelidae.
AUGAGCGAAAUAGUAAAACAGUGGAUUCAAGACAAACUAGGAAUAAUCGUAAACUUAAGACCCGAGACAUUUUGCGAGAUUACAAAAGAUGGCUUUCUUCUUAGUAAAAUUCUUAGAGCUUACGAAAUCAUCAAUGACGAUCAAUUGAAACAAAUACGUCCAAGUGAUACCAAAGAAAUUUGUUAUCAGAAUUAUGAACAUAUUGUUGGUUGGUUAAAAAUGUUAAAUAUUAACGUAAAACAAGCAGAAAUAGAAGAUGUAGUCGAGAGUCGUGGAUUGACAUCACUUAGUCUCUUUUAUAAAUUGUUUUUAGAACUGAACGAAAAAGAUUGUCUUACUUUUAUUGCACACAACAAAUUGAACCAAAAGUUGCAUCCUUGCACUCCGAAAUUUCCAGUGAUUAAUGUAAAAGAGAACCCAUAUGAUAAGCUUAAAGCUAUGGAUAACAAAUACAAGGAAUACAUAGAACAUUCUUACGACGUGAUUCAUUGGCUUCAAGACAGAUUCGAAAUGGUAAUCAGCAGAUGUAAAAGUGCUAGAGACGAAUAUAGAUGCUUAGCAGGAAAUUCUAAAAGAAAAGUAUCCAACGAAUUCCAUUUUCCAUUAACCACUAUUUCAUGCGAACCCACAAUAGAAAACAUUUCCGAAAGAACUCUAAACUUAACUUAUGAUGAAUUAGAAGAAGAGAGUCGAAAAUGUAGAUUAAAAACAUUUCAGCCGAAUCCUAUAGAAGCUCAAAUAGUCUUGGAUAGAAUAAAGGAUAAAUUAAAACGAAAAGCCGAAAAUGAAAUAUUCAGAAAAGAGUUGGAAAAGUGCGUACGACAAACGCUAUGGGGAAGAAUAAUGAAUCAAGAAAAAGAAGAUUUUUACAAAGAAAUUACCGAGAAAAUAACGAAGCAGACUAUUUACGAAAAACAAAUGUUGCAAAAAAUGCAAGAAGUCAAAAAACAAAAAAAUCAAAUGUUGAAAGCCAAAAAAAUUGUAACGGAUCAAAUAGAAAAAGAAAACGAAAAUAUAAUAGAAGAAAAACUUAUAGAAAAAGAAGAUUCAUUAGAUUCGAAGAAAUUACAAUAUUAUUUGGAGAAAGAUCGAGCUUUAGAAUUGCAUAGAGUACUUUUCGCAGAAGCUCAAAAAUUAAAGGAAGAGAGAAGACAAAAAGUAUGCAAUGACACUGUGAAAGGUAUUAGAGACGCAGCAAUAAAACAUUCCGAAUACAAAGAAUUAUUCAACGAACCUCCUCCACAAUAUUUGAUAGACACGUGGUAUAAAAAAGUUAUAUUAGGACAAGAUUUAUUUGCAGCAAACGUUUCCCCAAAAGAAUUAAUUAGAAGUGAUUCUCAACUUCCGGUAACCACUAUUCAAAACGAGAUUAGUAUGCAAAAUCAAUUAGACGCAAAAUAUUUUGAGAGUUAUUUGAAUUUCGAAUGGCCUUGGUUAUUAGAUAAUAUCGAAGCUAAUGAAAAAUUGGUUUAUGAUAUGAAAUGUGGUAUGAAUGUACUUGGACACAAAGUGCAUCUUCUUUUAUACGAAAGAUAUCCUUUAGCUCCACUACCACCACCUCCUAUCUCAUCAAAUAUAGGUAUAAAAGUAUGCGUUACUGGUGUACCAGACCUAGCUUGCUUGCCUUUAUUAGCGAAACUUUUGUCGUAUAAAAAAAUCCUUGUGGUGGAAAUUCAAGACGCUUUAAAUUAUUGUACAGACGCUUUUAAGGUAGAAUCAUCUGCGGAGGUUGAAGAUGAUAGCAAAAACGACGAGGACGAGCAGGAAUUGAAGAAGGAAAAGAAACAGAAGCCGAGUAAAGGAAAAAAACGUCCUAAAAAUAAAUCUAAAAUGGAAUUUCCAACCUACACUUCACCGAUAGAACAUGCUGAUAAACGAGUUCAAACUCCAAAAUUUUAUCCUUGCGAAAAAAUCAUUUUGUCUCCACAGGCAGAACUUGGUAAAAUAGUGAUAGAAGAAUUAACGAACGGACAUGCCUUAACAGAUUAUCUAUUGGUAUCCAUGUUUGUAGAAUAUAUAAGAUCUAAACCGGAUAUAGAAGGAUGGGUACUUAUAAACUAUCCGACGAAUUUCGAUCAGGCUAUUCUUCUCGAAGAAGCACUUUCUGGAAUUUCCGUACCUGGUGUAACACCAUCUAACAAAAUUUGUAAAAGUCUAUUUGAUAUUGUGGGAAGUUUUACUGAGGUAGAUCUAUCGGUAACAGAAAUAGAUGAACGUAGAUAUUCCAAAUUGGUAAUUGAUCCUACUGAUCCCGUUGAGCCGCCUUCAUACGAUACAGUGCUUACAGCUUUUAUACAAGUCUGUCCAGACGAGGAGAUUCUCGAAAACAUCCAGCAACCUAGCGAUGUUGUUUUACCUGAAGGGGACGAUUCCGAAAUGAUAAGUAAAUUUUAUUCCGAUAUGGGGUGCCUUUACUCCUUAUACUACAAGUCUUUUGACUAUUCUACAAUCAAACAGUUGGGAAAAUUGAUAAUCGGAGAUUUCAGUAUACCCCCCAAAUCAUCUAUCGAACUUUUUGGCGAAGGGAUCCGUUGUAUUGAAGCAGAAAAAAUAGUUGAUUACAAAACUUCGAAGAUUGUAUUAGCGGGUGAUAAAGUGGAAAGAGAAAGAAUUGAGAAAGUAGUGAAAAAACCUGAUAUUGCAGGAGCUGGUGCGGAAUCCGAUGUUGAAGAUAAAAGUAAAAAAGGGAAGAAAAGUAAGAAGGAUAAAUCGGCCGGGAAAGACAAAAAAGGAAAGAAAGGUGUUACAAUUGUCUUUGAAGACAAAACAACUCAAAUCCCAGAAGUUAAAAUCGUAGAAAUAGAGAAAGAGGAAGAAGAAAUCGAGAACCCAGCGAAACCCGGUGAACCUGGUUGGAGAUACUUGAAAUUGAAAUUGUCCGAAAAAAUCGGAAAUAUACUAACAGAUUUAUGGACGGCUUUAGAAGAAGUAUUUAUCAACGAUAUGACUCAAGUGUUGUUUAUGAAAAAAAACGUAUUGGACUUAUUAAUGCCUUACAUUAAAUACGUUCAAGAAAUUAUGAAUAAACACAUUAUCAAACCGGACGAUAGGCAAAUAUAUUUAGUAAAGUUUCAAGAGAAUUUCAAUAAAUUUGAUUACGAUUUUCGUCGAGACAACGAAUUUAAAGCGGAGUUACAUUGCUUAAUAAACGAAAUCAGAAAUAAAUUGUUCGACUUGUGUGACAAAAAAUUGAUAGCAGGAGAACAAGAAAGACACUCUUUGAUUUAUCAAAGCUGGAUACCAAGGCAGCUGAUAGAAUUGGUGAAUAAUUAUAUCAGUGGCUUUCAACUGGAACUAGACAGACACAUGGAUUCUCUGAUAUUUAUAAACGACUACUUCACUGGUUUGAUUACGCAGGUCCCUAGUGAAGAAGUUAUGUCUAGAGAAAAUCUAGUUAAAUUUGAAUUAGAGAACCAAUCUAUACAUAAAAUUGUUAACGAUUUCUUACUAGAAACCACUAAUGAAAACUUAAGCAGAACAUUACAGCUCCUAAAAGAUACAUUAAGAAUAAUAUAUCAAACUGCUGUAACGUAUGCACAAAAAAGAGAUAAUAUUGCGUUUGCUUAUUUUGAUAAAGUGAAAUUAUUAUUUUGUCCCGAGAAUACGAAGGGAAAAGGAAAGCCAAAAGCAAAGAAGAAUAAGAAAGGAGCUAAAACUUUAUUGACAGCUUUCGAACCAAGCGAAAUUGUGAAACGAAAUCAAGACAUUAUUUUUGACGAAUGGUUGUGCGCCUUAAAAGGCGAAGUAGCCCGAGCCGAGAUUUAUUUUCAAUUGUUACAACACGAUAUGUUUGAGAAUGUCGAAUUAAUAAUUAAGACCGCAAAACGUGUAUAUCUUAAACUGUUUGAAGAAAUUCGAUUUCGAUAUGAGAAAGAAAUGAAAUGUAUCAAAACGGCUUGUUAUAUUUUCUCAGCUGCUGUAGAAAAAGAGGUUCCAAUACAAGAGGAACUCAUUUUCAAAGACGAUGAGCUACUGAUAAACGCCGAAAAAAUCUGGUUCGAGCCGCCUCCUCCUAAAAAAAUUGAACCGUUACCACCGGAUUUCAUUUUUACAAGCACACAACUUCAAAGUCUUAUUGAAAUUUUCCACGAUUUAGCCGUAGAUGGUUUCAUCCCUAACAUGCUAUUCACCUUUGUCCUUCAAGAUGUCGUGGUUACGGACGAAAUAAAUAUUGUUCCACCGCAGUGGAGAAAGCUAAGCGGGCGAAACGUUACAGAAUUUUCCAGAAGAUUGUUCAACAAUCAGAAAUAUAUCCAUUGGAAGGAUUUCAUCAUUUACAAUUUACCGGUGAAGAUUCCAAGUUCCGAAGAUAUUAUAAGUUUGAGGAACCAGUUUUUGAUAUUCGAUCCUAACCAUACCGAAUUAAUCGACAGAGAUUGUUUCAAAAACAUACGGUUUUGGUUUGAAGACGAAUUUGAUGAUUCAAAUGAGUUGAACAAAAUAAAAAAUUUAUUAUUCGAUCUGUACCGAAUUAAUCAACAGAUAUGUAAUUAUACGGCGAUGUUACUGGACUUUUGUAAAGGAGAAUGUACACAAGAAGGUAUAGCGAAAGCUUUAGCACUGAUAAAUGGUAGAUCAGUAUGCUGGAAUAAAGAUAUUGGCAAAUUGUUUAUCAAAGAAACUUUGAUCAAGAGGAAAGUACACGAAAAAGAAGUGGAAUUGAGAGAAGAAGAAAUAAAAGCUAAUAAGGAAUUUGUCGGAACUAUUUUGGACGAUAUCAUUGACACAACAGUCCAUGUUUGUGACAGUGUAGUAAUCACAGAACUAGAAAAUAGUAUCGAAAAUAUACAAGAAGAAAACGAAAAAGAAGAAUCAGAUAUAGGCAUAAAAGAAGAAGAAAUUACUAAUGAUAAUGAAGUAACAGAUAUAUUGAUUACUGUCAAAAGUAAAGAACUGCAUUCACCAACGAAAGAAACUCUGAAUACCGAGAAAGAAGAUUCAAAAAAUUCAGUCGAAGAAAAAGUAAUAGAACCAAAUUCACAGAUAAUAGAUGUGUCGGAUAGCGCCGGAAAAGAAACAUCAUCUGAAGCGAGUGAUAUUUUACCGAAAUUUUCUAAUAUUGCUAUAGGCUUCGAGCCCCUGACGUAUCCUCCUUUGAUAUAUUUUUUAUUGUUUGAAGACAUUGCCACUGUGUUGAUUAAAAGUUUAGCUGAUGUUCUCACUUCCGAUGACAAACAAUUUUUUGAUAUUGUUUGCGAUAUUUAUUUGCAUUGUAGAAAUCGUCUAUUUAACAAAGAAGUGCUCUGCCACGAAUUUUUGAAUAAUAAACAAUUUUUGAAGCUAAUGGAAGGUAAAACAAAAUUUAUAGCUCAAGUACCUGGUCGCAUUGUGGAAGAUAUGCUACUAGAAUUGGGAAUAAAUUCAGUGUGA